Molecule: messenger RNA, 1014 nt
Organism: Diaporthe batatas
Lineage: Eukaryota; Fungi; Ascomycota; Sordariomycetes; Diaporthales; Diaporthaceae
Exons: 2
Coding region: 1-1014 (337 amino acids)
Biological process (GO): positive regulation of transcription by RNA polymerase II
Cellular component (GO): nucleus
Molecular function (GO): transcription cis-regulatory region binding; DNA-binding transcription factor activity
Source: RefSeq, a predicted model, not a curated record
AUGGCGGGGCUGCCACUGCCCAAGACAAGCCCAGAUCUCAAGCUUCAACCACCAUUCAACUUUUACUUGCGGUCCAAAGGUCAGUGCCUAAAGCUCAUCUCCUCGGCACUGGCCAAAGGCCAUGUCACGCUGGGAGACAAAUCCAUACUCAUCGCAGUCGUGCUUCUCAUAAUUCUCGAUGUUUUCGAGAAUGGCUCUGGUACCUGGACUUUGCAUCUGGAAGGGGCUAAAAGGCUGCUCGACGCCGGAAUCAUGGCUGGUAACUCUGAAUGGGACAAUUGUGCCAGGAACCUUCUACAAGAGGCUGCCAUGUUCCAAACAUUCGGUUCUUCCCUUGGAAAACCGGGGGCACUAACCAGCGCGUCCACGCUCCCAGCUUCAUGGGCAACAGGGACCUCGACCAUUACGCCGGUUGGGUGCCCGGUCGAAAUCUUGUCAUCCGUCGAGGUCUUUGCAUCUCAGCGGCGUUUUGAGUCAAUUUUCUCCACACUAACGACAAAUAUCAAGAUUCUCGAAGACACCCUACAGCUAAUUCGUUCCUACGACACAUCAGCUUGGGCUAAGCGCACGGAGGAAAUGGAUCGCGUGCUAAGAUAUGAGGAUUUAUUGCACCUCGGCAAUAUCUGGAAGCUUGCGGCUGAUAUGUAUGCCUGCAGCGUCAUAUGCAGCUCUAUAGAGAGCGCUACGACUGACUUCCAUCCGCCUUCUGUCUAUACAAUCAGAGAAGAAUACAAAUUCUUUGAGCGAAAGGGUGAUGGAAUCAUGAAGUGUUUGAUUUGGCCCACGUUUGUCGUCGGCGCAGCAAGCGUGUCACAUGAAGAUCGGGCUUGGGCAGCAAGAACUCUGGACCGAAUCUGGAAUCUAGGCCACUGUGCAAACACUACGAACGCGACCCGGAUUCUGGAGAUCCUGUGGGGGAAACACGAUCGGGCGCAGGCUGUAUCUGACGAUCACGCCUGCUGGAAUUGGAUCAGUGAGCUGUCGCAAUUGCAAGGUUCGUGGUUGUUUGUUUAG